AUGAAUUGCUUGGACUUUCUAGAGAAUGGAAUAUGGAUAGUUACUUCAUUGUUGAAUGUUGAUCUCAUUGGUUCAUGUGAGUGGAAACAGAAUAUAUUGCAAAGCAAACAAAGGUCCCACUUAGGUUUGGAUCGAAAAAUCCAUAGACCUCAAGAACAUGUUGAAAAUGAAGCAAAAUAUGAGACAAACAGUGCAUUUGAAUUUAAAGCUACACAAAAUGAUAAAAUAUCUGAGUUAGAGAAACGGAAAAGGAUAUUCAAAAAUAAUUUAGAAUACAUAGAGAAUUUCAACAAUGCUGGUAACAAGAGUUACAAGCUGGGCCUAAAUCAAUAUUCUGAUUUAACUAGUGAUGAGUUUCUUGCUUCACAUACUGGACUCAAAGUUUCUAAACAACUUUCUUCCUCUAAGAUGAGAUCAGCUGCAGUGCCCUUCAACUUGAAUGAUGAUGUUCCAACAAAUUUUGAUUGGAGACAACAAGGAGCUGUUACUGAUGUUAAAGACCAAGGCAGUUGUGGAUGUUGUUGGGCAUUUUCAGUCGUGGCUGCUGUAGAAGGUGCUGUGAAAAUCAACACUGGCGAGUUGAUCUCAUUAUCUGAGCAACAAUUGGUUGACUGUGAUGAACGGAACUCUGGGUGUCAUGGAGGUAAUAUGGAUAGUGCCUUCAAAUAUAUAAUACAAAAAGGUAUUGUUAGUGAAGCAGAUUAUCCAUACCAAGAAGGUAGCCAGACAUGUCAAUUAAAUGAUCAAAUGAAAUUCGAAGCUCAAAUAACAAAUUUUAUAGACGUACCUGCCAAUGACGAACAACAACUACUACAAGCUGUAGCACAACAACCAGUAUCAGUUGGCAUUGAAGUUGGUGAUGAAUUUCAACAUUACAUGGGAGAUGUUUAUUCAGGAACAUGUGGACAAUCAAUGAACCAUGCAGUUACUGCAGUUGGUUACGGUGUAAGUGAAGAUGGAACUAAGUAUUGGUUGAUUAAGAAUUCUUGGGGUAAAGGUUGGGGUGAAGAAGGCUACAUGAAGUUGUUGAGGGAAAGUGGUGAACCAGGAGGUCAAUGUGGCAUUGCUGCACAUGCUUCUUAUCCCAUCAUAUAAUAUUUUUAUACGAAUUUCACAAUGUUAUAAAUAAGUUUUCUAUUAAUUUCCUUUUACUGAAGUUCUUCGUAUUCGUGCUUAUAUUGUACUGAAAUUCU
Molecule: messenger RNA, 1193 nt
Organism: Medicago truncatula (barrel medic)
Lineage: Eukaryota; Viridiplantae; Streptophyta; Magnoliopsida; Fabales; Fabaceae
Product: mexicain
Exons: 3
Coding region: 1-1095 (364 amino acids)
Biological process (GO): proteolysis
Molecular function (GO): cysteine-type peptidase activity
Source: RefSeq, a predicted model, not a curated record